Messenger RNA from Asterias rubens (European starfish), 1912 nucleotides. RefSeq names its product cyclin-D-binding Myb-like transcription factor 1. The transcript has 14 exons. The record is from RefSeq and is a predicted model, not a curated record. NCBI's taxonomy places the organism in Eukaryota, Metazoa, Echinodermata, Asteroidea, Forcipulatida, Asteriidae. Bases 121 to 1725 code for a protein of 534 amino acids. Gene Ontology annotation, molecular function: DNA-binding transcription factor activity, RNA polymerase II-specific; RNA polymerase II cis-regulatory region sequence-specific DNA binding. Gene Ontology annotation, cellular component: nucleus. Gene Ontology annotation, biological process: regulation of transcription by RNA polymerase II.
UAAAAAAUAAUUUUUGCUACGGUCCACAGUAAUUUCAGCAUUUUCUAGAUUUAAAAGAAACCAAACAAAGUUAAACUUUCAGAAGGUUAUUCUUGAUUAACGGAGAGAAUUCGCUGAAUAAUGGAUCAGGAUAACAGUUCUGAGACAGAGAGUGAGAUUUCCCCAGCGUGCUUAGUCCUACCUGUCAACCCGCUGCCAUCAUCAUCAGGUAAGACAUCAAAACGCGAAACUGGAAAUAAUAGGAAACAACUAAAUGAUUUGUCUGAUUUUCCAGAAUGCAGUGACUCCAAACAAGGGAUAAUGGAGAGCAAUGACGACAUGGGGAGUGACCUACAUGAACCAUCAGAGCCCCAGCCAGAAGAUAAACAUCUGUCGCCAACAAAAGUUCAUUGUGAAGAGCCUAUUAUUGAUCCAGUGACGCAGUCUUGGUUCACCAGUAGAGACUCCAAAGACAACUUGUCAAAGAAAGGUCAUAAAUGGAAGCAGGGUAUGUGGUCCAAGGAGGAAGUGGACAUCUUAGAAAGAAACAUUGAGGAAUAUCUUAAGAUCCGUAAACUUGGUGAUGCGGUGUCAGUGAUUUUCCAGAUGAGCAAAGAGGAGAGGAAAGACUUUUAUCGAUUCAUCGCUAAGGGUCUCCAAAGACCACUCUUCGCUGUCUACAGACGAGUCAUACGCAUGUAUGACUCUAAAAACCAUGUUGGCAAGUACACACCUGAAGAUAUCCAGAAAUUGAAAGAGCUGCGAGUCAAAUAUGGUAAUGAAUGGUGUGCAAUAGGAGCCGAGAUGGGACGCAGUGCUGCAUCUGUCAAGGACAAAGUUCGACUGCUCAAAGAUCGCUGCCACCAAGGCAAAUGGACAAUCAACGAAGAGCAGAUGUUAUCCGAAGCAGUGUAUUCAAUGUCCAAAGCGGCUCCAGGCGAGAACAUCACCACAGGUAUAUCAUGGUCACAGGUGGCUGCCAAGGUGCCGACUAGGACAGAGAAGCAGUGCAGGGCCAAGUGGCUGAAUUACCUCAAUUGGAAACACUCUGGAGGUACAGAGUGGACUAAGGAAGAUGAUAACAUACUACUGGAUAGGUUGGCUGAUACCGGUGCCCAGAAUGACAGUCAAGUAAACUGGGAGGAGCUUGCUAAGAACUGGAGCAGCGUGCGCUCACCGCAAUGGCUGCGAUCCAAGUGGUGGAUGUUGAAGAGACACAUACCAGGCCAUGACGUAAUGAGCCUCAACACAUUAAUUGAGCAUUUAAAUACCCAACCAGUCGGCACAAAACUUCUCAAGUCACCACGAGGACCUAAACGAAUGUCCAGUGAGGUCAAUAUGCCUGUCACCACUCUGACCGUACCGUUAGGAACUACAGCUGAGCAAAUGGGAGUGUACCAGUAUGAGGUUCUAGACACACCAAUGGGUCUGGCACCAGCUAAUACAUACCUCAUACACAGUGCAACUAACCAGGGAGACCCAGGUACCAGCGCAGAUAGCUACAUUGUGACUACUAUGCAGGGUGAGCAUCUUCAGAGUAACGAGAAUGUUACUGUUCAUUUGAACCGCUCCCUCCUUCCCUCCACGGGUCAGAUCAUCAUCUCUGCAAUCUCUAAGAACCCCGUCAUAUCCGCCCAGGCCUUUGCAAGCAGAGAGUAUGGAGCUAUGCCUGCAGUUAAGAGGAGACAGUUGACAGCAUUGACCAGCGAUGCAGGAGAAGGUACAGAUUUCUUCAUCAUAUCAUAAAUGGUUGGCCAUAAAAUUGGCUUGAACGUGGAAGAUUUUAGGGGAUGAUGUUGGCUCAUUGGUUUCUUUCCCUGCUUUUCACCUAUGUGGACCCUUGUUCGAUUCCAACCACAGACCAGACCCUUUCAUGUGGAUUUUAUUAACUACCAGAUUCCAUUGGGGUUUUCCUCCCACAUCUAAAACUGGA